AUGGAAAAGAAUUAUGCAGCAAGUAGUGGAAGGGCCAUGAAUCACCGAUCGUAUUCAAGAAAAUACAGUUGGUUUUUAAGGGUUUUUAGAGAACCCAUUUCUGCAGAGAUAAAGUGGGAGACUCAUUGUGAGGCGGUGGCUCAUAUACCGGUGGUGGAAAAUAGAGAGAACAAAGAACGGUGGAAGGAAUCUAAGAGGGAGUUUCUUCAAAACCAUUCGAUUCUCCACAACGUGCAGCCAAGCCGUCUCUAUACCGCUCAUUCAAUUACGAAAUCAUCGACAAUCGACUUCACUCUAAACCCUGUCUUUUAG
Messenger RNA from Lactuca virosa, 312 nucleotides. NCBI's taxonomy places the organism in Eukaryota, Viridiplantae, Streptophyta, Magnoliopsida, Asterales, Asteraceae. The record is from the annotation of a GenBank genome assembly.